AUGCGCUUCCCAGUCAGGGGGCAAAGGCCGCCUGCAAACCCCGCCCCGCUGCCGUGCUGCCGGCGGGCCGGGCCGGCUAUGCGGGGGCUGGGGCUGCUGCGCGCGGCGGGGCGCCGGGGCAGGGGCGUUGUGUUGCAGCUGCCGCAGGCCCGGCCCGACCGCUUCGGCGGCGUCAGCGUGGACCUGGCGCAGCUGCGGGGCCUGGAGCGCCCGCGCGCCGCCCUCCUCCGCGCCUGGCUGCAGGAUUCAAUCAAGCAAUGGAAGAGGGAAGGCAAAAUAGCUGUGUGGCUGCACAUUCCUGUCCUUCAAAGCAGUUUUAUUGCCACUGCUGCAUUACAGGGGUUUACUUUUCACCAUGCAGAAGGAGACUCAUCCACACUGACACUGUGGCUAGGAGAUGGAAACAGCAGGUUACCAGGGUAUGCCACACAUCAAUUAGGAGUUGCAGGUGCUGUGUUAGAUAACAGUACUGGAAAAGUGUUGGUUGUACAGGACAAAAAUAAAACUAAAAAUGCAUGGAAAUUUCCAGGAGGCUUGUCUGAUCCAGGUGAAGAUAUUGGAGACACAGCAGUUCGAGAAGUUUUUGAAGAGACUGGCAUCAAGUCAGAAUUCAAGUCCAUCCUAAGCAUAAGACAGCAACACAGACACCCUGGAGCCUUUGGGAAGUCAGAUAUGUAUAUCAUCUGUCGCCUGGAGCCUUCCUCAUUCAACAUCAGCUUCUGCCAGCAGGAGUGCCUGAGGUGUGAAUGGAUGGACCUUGAUGAGCUUGCCAAGACGAAAGAUGCUACCCCCAUCACCAGCAGCAUAGCUAAAUUGUUACUUUAUGGAUACAGGGAAGGGUUUGAUAAGAUUGAUAUAACUAUGAAAGAAUUUUCAGCUGUUUAUACAGGCCUAGUCUAUAAAUUGUACCACAGGGAGCUACCAGAGUCUUAUAAGGACAUGGGAGGAUUAUAAGAAGCUUCACAUUUAUUAAAUUAAAUACAUAACAAUCUUCUAAAAUUUGGGUGCGCUUGUACCACAUUAAAAUUAUUAAUGAACUGUU
Messenger RNA from Alligator mississippiensis (American alligator), 1042 nucleotides. RefSeq names its product nudix hydrolase 6 (gene NUDT6). The record is from RefSeq and is a predicted model, not a curated record. The transcript is spliced from 5 exons. Lineage: Eukaryota; Metazoa; Chordata; Crocodylia; Alligatoridae. Bases 1 to 954 code for a protein of 317 amino acids. Gene Ontology annotation, molecular function: ADP-ribose diphosphatase activity; NADH pyrophosphatase activity; NAD binding.